GUGAAGUGAAGCCGCUCGAUAGCUCUUUAAUUUCUUCUUCUCUCGAUCAGCUUCCGGCCAUGGCGGGCUGCACCGAGCUCCUGUGCAGGGCCAAGCCCUACGUAGCCAUGAUCUCCCUCCAAUUUGGCUACGCCGGCAUGAACAUCAUCACCAAGGUCUCCCUCACCAACGGCAUGAGCCACUACGUCCUCGUCGUCUACCGCCACGCCUUCGCCACACUCUCCAUCGCUCCUUUCGCUCUCAUUCUCGAGCGGAAGGUGAGGCCGGCGAUGACCAAGUGGGUGUUUUUGCAGAUUUUCGUACUGGGAUUGCUCGGGCCUGUGAUAGACCAAAAUCUUUACUACCUUGGUCUGAAGCUCACCUCUCCUACCUUCUCAUGCGCCAUGAGCAACAUCUUGCCGGCCAUGACCUUCGUGAUCGCAUUGCUUUGCAGGAUGGAGAAGGUGAACUUAAAGAAGGUGAUGUACCAGGCAAAGGUGGUCGGAACUCUCGUCACAGUAGCCGGAGCCAUGGUGAUGACACUCUACAAAGGACCCAUUCUGGAGAUGGUUUGGAGCCAGCACGGCAAUUCUGGUGCAUCCAACUCCCAGCCGACAGCCGAAUCAAGCAGCAAGGAAUGGCUUCUGGGUUCCAUCUUUCUCAUCCUCGCCACCUUAGCUUGGGCGUCUCUGUUUGUCCUUCAGGCAGUGACACUGAAGCAGUACUCUGCCCAGCUCUCCCUCACGACAUGGAUAUGCUUCGUGGGGACGCUGCAAGCUAUAGCCGUCACCCUCGUGAUGGAGCACGAGCCCUCUGUUUGGAGCAUAGGAUUCGAUAUGAACCUGCUUGCUGCUGCCUACGCUGGGAUCGUCACCUCCAGCGUUGCUUAUUAUGUUCAAGGGCUGGUGAUAGAGAAGAGAGGCCCUGUGUUUGCAUCGGCAUUCAGCCCUCUGAUGAUGAUCAUAGUUGCCAUCCUGGGCUCCUUCAUCCUCAAUGAGAAAAUCUAUCUCGGAGGGGUUGUUGGGGGAGUCUUGAUUGUUCUGGGGCUCUACUCAGUUCUGUGGGGGAAGUACAAGGAGAACAAGGAGAAGAGAGAGAUGGAGGCGAUGUCUCUGCCCUUGGCCUUGCAGGAAAGCAGAGGAUGUCAGCGUGCUAACCGUGACAUAGAAACGAGUACUGGAGUGUAGUUUUGUGCUUCGAAGGAGAUAAUAAGAGAGAGAGAGAGAGAGAGAGAGAGAGAGAGAGAGAGAGAGGAAGAUGUGUUUGAGAGUAGUGCGAUAGUGAGUGGGUGUAGCAUUUUCUAAGGACAAAAUAAGAGCAGAAGGAUUGCACCAUUUAUAUUUUGUUUUGAUUUUGGAAAAUGGCUUCGUGUAACUUGAACUCUGAGGUAAAUGACAUUGA
Molecule: messenger RNA, 1380 nt
Organism: Zingiber officinale
Lineage: Eukaryota; Viridiplantae; Streptophyta; Magnoliopsida; Zingiberales; Zingiberaceae
Product: WAT1-related protein At5g07050-like
Exons: 7
Coding region: 60-1166 (368 amino acids)
Cellular component (GO): plasma membrane
Molecular function (GO): transmembrane transporter activity
Source: RefSeq, a predicted model, not a curated record